CUCGCUUUCAACCCUUUUUAGCCUCAAGGCAAAAGCGGCAUGAAAUGAUGUCGGUACCAUGUCGGUACGACCCGUUUUCACGAUGUCGUUCCAUACCAGCAUGAACCCGUAUCGGUAUUUUUUAAUCCGGCCGGAUAAGCACCAUUUCAUCAUCAUCAUCAGGUACUAUCUUCUAUCAGAAGGUUGGCUACCAUGACCCUCCAACUAUCCCAAAAUCUUGUUUUGAUUUGUUGUCAUGGUCAUAGAUAAAAAACCAUUUCAUGCCGGUGUAAUAUGCGUUUUGGUACCGAUUUCAUUUAAACGGAUAGCGUAGAGACAAAAAAUGAAAUGCCGGGAUUUCGACUCUUAACUGGAUCGCACUGGCAUGCAGGGGCGAAACUUCACUAUUUUCAUUAGGGGGAUAUGAAGCUUAGAUGCCCGACGAAAGGGCGUGCCAUGUUUAAUGAAGGGCGUGUCAUGCAUGAACUUAAUUUUUAGGGCACAUCGCCUCAAGGGCUGAAAUCAUCGGGGACCCCGAGAGAGGGUCUUUAGACUCAGGCUGUUUGUUUAAAGCAAAAAAGCAUGCCUUUAAUUUUUCUGGUGUUGGCUAUAAACAUUUGUUUCCGAAAAGCAAGCAUUUGUAAGGCCUGUCUUUUCUAUGAAAGAAAAAUAGUCUUCAAUUUUUAAAUCACCUAGCUAUUAAGAGAGCAAUUAAAAGCGAGAUUGAAGUAGGGUCUCAAUUUUAUCAAAGUUGAACAACAAUACACAGCUUGGAAAUUUCAGAAUUUAGAAACAGCUGACUACAAUGUUUCAACAAAAAAGAGCUUCAGUUGCAUUUUCUGAGUUUGAUUUUCAAUUUUCGUGUUUUCGUAAUCAUGGAUAUUGCUCAGAAAUAGAAUAAACUCGAAAGUUUUUUGCAAUUCAUAUCUCAACUACAAUUUCUUGAUAAAUUUUCUAUCAUUUCCCGCUUGAACUGAUUAAAACUUUCUGUUACUUUUUACGGUUAUUUGAAAUUUUUAGUUAAAAAACUUUGGCGGCUGUACGGUCAUUUUCUAGCGAAGGGUGCAAUACUUUCGGACCGUAAGUGUAAAACCUUAAGAGAAUUUCGGGGCAUAACUCCUUAUGAAUGUAUGAUAAAAGUUUCAUACAUUUGUAAAAGAACGUAUUGAUUGAUUUUUCUUAACAACGUAUUUUGAGAUGGUAUAUCCUUCAUGCUUUGAUUUAUGCUGCUUCUAAAACUGUCAGUGUUCCAUUUUGCAAAAAGUAGGGGGGAGGGGUAUGUCCUGUGUUCAUUUCCUUCUUGCAUCAAACACACUUUACUUUCCGUCUAUACUUUUGCUGUCUAUCAAUAUUUCAGAUUUCAUCUCGAGGCGAAGAUAAACAUGUGCGCGUCGAGCUCGAGACGAAAGCGCUGAUCGGUGGACGAAAGAGAGAAAUGUAUAUAUGUUGCUGUUGCUUGCCUCGUUUCUGUUUUGUUUUCCCAACUGGGCGGGGAUUAAAAAAAGAUGGGGGGAAAAGACCAUAAAUUCAAAAACCAAGCUAGGGCAAAAAGUAGCAAUAAAAGUGCGACAUAAAGAGAAUUUCUAGAUUUGCCUGACAGAUAAAACUUUAGGUCUCUCGAAUCCCACAUGUCUUGAAUUAGGACCUAAGCUUUCUGCGACUUCAGUGUUCUCGAAUUGUCAAGAUCGCGACAUCAAAUGCCGGUAAUACCCCUUCGACUUCAAAAUGAGUUUUUGUUCUUUGAAAACUGUCUGGCUGAAACUUCAUGCUUUAAAAGGCUGUUUGAUACAAAUGUUUUACAGGGGCAAGUGGCCAGAUAGCUCUAAUGAGUUUUUUCCACUUGUCCUACAGCUUUAAUUUUGUAAUAGUUACUAUUAUAGAUAAAUAUAUGUAAAUAUCUAUUUCCUGUUACUUAACUAUCUUAAAUUUAGCAGUAUCUUGAUAUUUUUCUUUGCUUAAUUACGUUUAAUGAAUUGCUGUGAAAUGAAAUAUUUGAAUUUGAAUUUGAUACUCGCACGUUUCUACCCUUUCCUUUUUCCGUGUCUUUCGAGUGUUUUUUCUUCACAGUCGAGAAUAUUUUUCUCAAAAUUAAAUGAAAAGGCUAGAUUUUCCAAAAUAAGAAAUAUCUUCCGCAGAGUUGUGAUGUAGUAAACAUUGCGGCUAACCUGAAAGCGAAUUUUGAGAAGAAUGUGAUGGUUGUUGUGGUUGUAGAUACCUCAUUGGGCUGAACACUAUCAGUGGGGCUAAAGGUGGUUUUAGAUGGUUCCAUGUUUUAGUAAGUACGUUCUACGGAGCACGGAGCAAGUAGCGAAAAUAAAAUUAUCCAGAAUUAGAAUAGCUGAUCUCGGAAGCUACCACUCACUGGACAGUAAGUUACAUCUACAUCUACAUCUACAUCGAUACUGAGCAGGACCGAGUAUCGGUAUAAUGCUCAGAGUGCAAGAAAUAAUGAAAUAAAAGUUUAAUGGAUAAAACGUGCUGGAAGAUGCCACUGAUCAAUGAUUAGAUUGAUUGAACAUAUACAUGUCAAAUGUAUGUUACCUAAAGCAUAAGAGGAUCCUGUUUAUAAUGGAUAGAAAUCAUCAAAAGUACAACAGGUCGAUAUCCGGCUUUUCUGCAACAGAUGAAGUAAUAGAUGAUGCCUUGCCAGGGAUUAUUCAGUCUGGUUUGGAAGAGUGCUGGAAGGACGAACUCUUUUUUGACGUGGAAAUUAUAACUUGUGAUGGGUCAGUGAAGUCCCACAAAAUUGUUCUAGCAAGCAUCAGUCCCUUCUUCAGGGCUGCCUUUUCACCCCUGCACCAGCUUAGCAAUGAAGUGGGCAGUAACAAAAUUGACCUCCAAAUUUUUUCGACUCUGACUGUGAAGAAGAUACUGCAAUAUGUUUAUACAAAGAAGAUUGAGUUGGAAGGUUCAGAAAUAGAAGAUCUUGUCAUUGCUGCUAACUUCCUCCAGAUGCCAUCUCUUGAGACAAUAUGUUCAGAAUUUAUCUUUGAAAAUUUUGACAAGUUAAACAUUAUUGAAAUGUAUGACUUUGCAUCUAGCAGAAGUUUGAUAAUUUUAGACUGCACCUGUCAAGCAUAUAUAGCUGGGAGUUUCAGCCAGUUAUCAAAUUCUGGCCUGAUUCUUCAGCUGUCAGUUGAUCAAUUUGAGAAUAUUUUGAAACGAGAUGACCUUCUUGUCAAAGAUGUAAAAGACUUUAUUUAUCCACCAUCCAUCCAAGAAAAGAUGAUUUGCAGAACGAUUUUGAGGUAUGUACAGGCCAUGAAAAGUGAUACAGCAAAAGUAGCAACUGUCAAUAAUCUCUUUCAAUAUGUGCGAUUUCACCUUAUCAUGAAGUAUGAAUUUGAUUCGUUGAUGGAAGAGGUAGAUGCCAUUUCAGAUGUUCAGUUGGCAUUGUCAUGCAGGCUUGCUCUUUCCCAGGCUGUUGAUGUUAACCAUGUCAAAACAUAUGACGAAAUAGAAGCUAUGGGAGGUAAAUUGCCACGGCAGAGUGCAUGGACACAUUCUUACAAAACUGAAAGGCUCGCACAUGGUUAUAUCACAAAUAUCAGAGAAAAGUUUUGCGACAGCAAGGAAGGAAUUCCUUAUUACAUCAAGGGUAUGAAGAUUUGGAUACGGAGAUGGGAUGGUCGACCUGUUUAUGGUGCCCUGGAGGUUCUUUACAGCGAUGGGAGCAAAGUUUUUCACGGGGAGCGCUCUAAUCACGAAGUAUACGAGUUCAUCUUGGACCCAGACGAGUUCAUUGUCGAAAUCGUUGCUUACUCAGGCUACAUGAUUGACAAUCUAUUGUUUAUUACUAACACUGGGAAAGAGUACGGACCUUAUGGCGGCGAUGGUGGUGGGAGAAGGGUGUUGAAAGCCCCCUCGAAAUCAGGGUAUUUGUCUUAUAUCAGUGGUGAUGAAGCAUUUACACAAGGGUCUUUGGGACUUGUUGGAUUGGCUUUUCAUUGGGUGUAUUACGUGAAGCCAGGUGAGGUAGAGCCUCAAGGACAUGCCAUCAUUCACUCCUUUGCAAGCACAGAAUCUAACAUUGAUUCAGACUCAGGUAGUGCCUACGAGCUUAACUACGAGUAGCGUUUCUAUCGCAAAGAUCGCCGCAUCUAUUUCUAGAGAUCGAUGCUAAAGAUAUUGACAAUUCUAUUUGCAAUUCUUUUACAAGUUACAGGUACUCUACUUGUGUUAAAAUUGAUCUACUUGUUCUAAAACUUGUUCUAAGUUUCAUAACGGCAAAAAAGUGGUUUCAAAGAAAAGAAAUUUGCAAAGUUGGAAGGUACAUUUGCAAGGUACUCUUUCCCGGUGAUUUAUGCAUUUCCAAUUUCAAUGUAAAAUUUAUCUGCUAGUGUUUCAAGGGCUACCUCUACAUAUAAGAUUCCUUUUAAGCCUACUCAAAUUGAGAUAUUACGGUGCAUCGAUGUCUUUGUAAAUAAGAUGAUACAAUUUUCCCUAAAACUGAGCUAUUAAGAGAGAAAUACUGGAGAAUAUCAGUCUGGAACCCUUGUGACGUAUAUUUAUAAUAAUAUAAAAUAUAUAAUAUAUUUAGAACGAUUUUUGCUAUAAUUAUUACUAAGCAAUUUUAAUAUAUCCUUUCCUAUUAUAUUCGAAUUAAUUGUCUAAUAUUCAAUAUAUUUUGUAUA
This is a messenger RNA of Rhopilema esculentum, 4613 nucleotides long. Its product is annotated as kelch-like protein 12. Lineage: Eukaryota; Metazoa; Cnidaria; Scyphozoa; Rhizostomeae; Rhizostomatidae. The record is from RefSeq and is a predicted model, not a curated record. Gene Ontology annotation, molecular function: protein binding.